AUGGCUGAAGAAACUGUGACACCUGAACCUGAAAUUGUAAAGAUUUCCGUUUUCACUCCAUUGAUUUAUGUGGGUGUGGUAUUGUCGAUAUUUAUUACAUUUUCAAUCAUAUAUAGAAAGAAAAGAUUGCAAUCAUUGACUAAGGUGGAACCGCUUUUCAAAGAAAAUUACACUGCUGUAUUGUACCAACAGUUAAAGGAUCAAUAUACCAAUAAAGAUUUGCCUAAAGAUCAGAGACCUCAUGAAAAAGUGAUGAAGGCAGCAUUAUUGAGACGUGCAGUUGAAGCCAUUAGAAGAUCAAUGAAAUUGAAAGAGAAUGAACCGGUAUUUAAUAAAUUAUAUCAAAAUGGAUUAAUUGGUGAUGAUAUUUUCAAGCAAUAUCAAAUUCAAAUAAAAUUCCAGGAAUUGGAAUUGAAAGAUAUCGUUGCUGAAUGUGAAACUUAUAAAAAAGGUUGGGUUCAAACGUUUUUCCCAUUGGCACAAGAAAUAUGUUUCAAUGAAGCAUUAAGAAGAAGAUUGAAAGCACUGGAUGAUAGAGCAGAAAAAUUUAGUGAAUUGUGGGAAGUCGACGCUGAUGAAUCUGAAAAAUCAUUAGAAUCAGCAAAGAAAGUUGAGCCAAAGAAAAAAGUGGAGCCAGUGAAAAUCGAGGAGAAACAGGAUAAGGAAAAAGAAAUCGAUGAUAAGGUUGGAGAGGAAAAGGAAGAACAAGAAAAAGAAGCAGAUGAAAAACACCAAGCUGGUGAUAACGACUCUUCAAAAUCAAAGAAAAAGAAAAAAAACAGCAAGACAAAGAAAAACUAG
Molecule: messenger RNA, 801 nt
Organism: Candida dubliniensis CD36
Lineage: Eukaryota; Fungi; Ascomycota; Pichiomycetes; Serinales; Debaryomycetaceae
Product: Sec63 complex subunit
Exons: 1
Coding region: 1-801 (266 amino acids)
Biological process (GO): post-translational protein targeting to membrane, translocation
Cellular component (GO): Sec62/Sec63 complex
Source: RefSeq, a predicted model, not a curated record